This is a messenger RNA of Lipotes vexillifer (Yangtze River dolphin), 4730 nucleotides long. RefSeq names its product mediator complex subunit 14 (gene MED14). The record is from RefSeq and is a predicted model, not a curated record. The annotation marks the transcript as partial. Lineage: Eukaryota; Metazoa; Chordata; Mammalia; Artiodactyla; Lipotidae. Gene Ontology annotation, biological process: regulation of transcription by RNA polymerase II. Gene Ontology annotation, molecular function: transcription coregulator activity. The transcript is spliced from 31 exons. Gene Ontology annotation, cellular component: mediator complex; core mediator complex.
AGGGCGGAGAGGGAAAGGGCGGGGAAACCGCUGACAUUCGCGCCGGCCCCGCCCUCACACCCACUUCCGGCGGCGCGCGGCCCCCGCUUCCGCUUUUCCCGCCAGCGCGCCGGCCCCACCCCACUCCCACGCGCCCCCCAGCGUCCGGGCGCCCGACAGCCGGGAGAAAAGGCACAGGUUGCUGUCGGAAGUCCCCCUUUGGCUCCCUUUCCGUACUGCCUAACAACUUCCGCUUCGGGCCGUCAACAUGGACGCUGCGGCUGCCUGGCGGAGCUGCAUCUGAUCGACUGCCAAGGAAAUCUGAUGUGGAAAGGAAAAUAGAAAUAGUGCAGUUUGCUAGCCGGACACGCCAACUCUUUGUUCGAUUAUUAGCUUUAGUAAAAUGGGCUAAUAAUGCUGGCAAAGUGGAAAAAUGUGCGAUGAUCUCGAGCUUCUUAGAUCAGCAAGCCAUCCUGUUUGUGGAUACUGCUGAUCGCCUGGCCUCAUUAGCUAGAGAUGCUCUGGUCCAUGCACGCCUGCCUAGUUUUGCCAUCCCAUAUGCUAUUGAUGUACUGACUACUGGGUCUUACCCACGGCUGCCAACCUGCAUUAGGGAUAAAAUUAUUCCUCCGGACCCAAUUACCAAAAUUGAGAAGCAAGCUACACUUCACCAGCUGAACCAGAUUCUUAGACAUCGGCUUGUAACCACAGAUCUUCCUCCUCAGUUAGCAAAUCUUACAGUUGCAAAUGGCCGAGUGAAGUUUCGAGUUGAAGGAGAAUUUGAAGCCACCUUGACUGUGAUGGGAGAUGACCCUGAUGUUCCCUGGCGUCUUCUCAAGCUAGAAAUUCUAGUUGAGGAUAAGGAAACAGGAGAUGGGCGAGCCUUGGUUCAUAGUAUGCAGAUCAACUUUAUCCAUCAGCUGGUACAGUCUAGGCUCUUUGCUGAUGAGAAACCUCUUCAGGACAUGUACAACUGCCUGCAUUCUUUCUGCUUAUCACUUCAGUUAGAAGUGCUACAUUCCCAAACUCUAAUGUUAAUCCGAGAGCGGUGGGGAGACCUCGUACAGGUGGAAAGGUAUCAUGCAGGAAAGUGCCUCUCCCUCUCAGUUUGGAAUCAACAGGUUCUUGGGAGAAAAACAGGAACAGCAUCUGUUCACAAAGUUACAAUUAAAAUUGAUGAGAAUGAUGUCUCCAAGCCUUUACAGAUUUUUCAUGAUCCUCCUUUGCCAGCUUCUGAUUCCAAAUUAGUAGAAAGAGCCAUGAAGAUUGAUCAUUUAUCAAUAGAAAAACUCCUGAUUGACAGUGUCCAUGCACGAGCUCAUCAGAAGCUCCAGGAACUGAAGGCCAUUCUUAGAGGUUUCAAUGCCAAUGAAAAUUCUUCCAUAGAGACUGCACUUCCAGCUCUUGUUGUUCCCAUCUUGGAGCCCUGUGGUAAUUCGGAGUGUCUACACAUUUUUGUAGAUUUGCAUUCUGGAAUGUUCCAGUUGAUGCUUUAUGGACUUGACCAGGCCACACUGGAUGACAUGGAGAAGUCUGUGAAUGAUGAUAUGAAACGGAUCAUUCCUUGGAUUCAGCAACUUAAGUUUUGGCUUGGACAACAGCGUUGCAAACAAUCUAUAAAACACUUGCCUACAAUAAGCAGUGAAACAUUGCAGCUGUCCAAUUAUUCAACCCAUCCUAUUGGAAACCUUUCUAAGAAUAAGCUGUUCAUUAAACUUACCCGUCUUCCACAAUACUACAUUGUUGUGGAGAUGUUGGAAGUUCCCAGUAAACCCACACAGCUGUCAUACAAGUACUACUUCAUGUCUGUGAAUGCUGCAGAUCGUGAAGACAGCCCUGUCAUGGCCCUCCUGCUGCAGCAGUUCAAGGAAGACAUCCAGGAAUUAGUUUAUCGUACAAAAAAUGGGAAGCAGCCUAGAAGCAGUACCAAGCGCAAGUUGUCUGAUGAUCUGUGUCCAGUAGAACCCAAGAAAACCAAACGAUCAGGAGAAAUGUGUGCCUUCAAUAAAGUUCUAGCUCACUUUGUCGCUAUGUGUGAUACAAAUAUGCCAUUUGUAGGACUUCGGUUGGAGCUGUCAAAUCUGGAGAUUCCACAUCAAGGAGUGCAAAUGGAAGGUGAUGGCUUCAGUCAUGCGAUUCGCUUAUUGAAAAUUCCUCCCUGUAAGGGUGUAAAUGAGGAAACCCAAAAGGCUCUGGACCGCUCCCUUCUCGAUUGCACUUUCCGAUUACAAGGCAGAAAUAACCGCACCUGGGUGGCAGAGUUAGUGUUUGCAAAUUGUCCACUUAAUGGCACUUCUACCAGGGAGCAAGGACCAUCCCGGCAUGUUUAUCUGACAUAUGAAAACCUGUUGUCUGAACCUGUUGGUGGUAGAAAAGUGGUUGAAAUGUUCCUUAAUGACUGGAAUAGCAUUGCACGAUUAUAUGAGUGUGUGUUGGAAUUUGCACGUUCUCUACCAGACAUACCCACUCAUCUAAACAUUUUUUCAGAAGUUCGUGUUUAUAAUUACCGAAAACUUAUCUUGUGUUAUGGAACCACCAAGGGAAGUUCAAUUAGUAUCCAGUGGAAUUCCAUACAUCAGAAAUUUCACAUUUCUUUGGGAACUGUUGGUCCAAACUCAGGAUGCAGUAACUGUCACAAUACUAUUCUCCAUCAGCUUCAAGAAAUGUUCAACAAAACACCAAAUGUGGUUCAGUUAUUACAGGUACUGUUUGAUACUCAGGCUCCAUUGAAUGCCAUCAACAAACUGCCCACUGUGCCGAUGUUGGGCUUGACCCAGAGAACCAACACUGCCUACCAGUGCUUCUCCAUCCUGCCGCAGUCGUCCACCCACAUCAGACUGGCCUUCAGGAACAUGUAUUGCAUUGAUAUAUACUGCCGGAGUCGAGGCGUUGUGGCAAUACGCGAUGGGGCCUAUAGUCUUUUUGAUAAUAGCAAGUUAGUUGAAGGUUUUUAUCCUGCACCAGGACUCAAGACAUUCCUGAAUAUGUUUGUUGACAGCAAUCAGGAUGCUCGAAGAAGGUCUAUAAAUGAGGAUGAUAAUCCCCCUUCUCCCAUUGGAGGAGAUAUGAUGGAUUCUUUAAUCUCACAACUCCAGCCACCGCCCCAGCAACAGCCAUUUCCAAAGCAGCCAGGAUCGUCAGGCGCUUAUCCUCUAACUUCGCCCCCUACAUCUUAUCACAGCACAGUUAACCAGUCUCCCUCUAUGAUGCACACACAGUCUCCAGGAAAUCUGCAUGCCGCCAGCUCCCCCAGUGGGGCUUUGAGAGCCCCAUCACCAGCAUCAUUUGUUCCAACUCCUCCCCCUUCCUCGCAUGGAAUCUCAAUAGGACCAGGGGCCAGUUUUGCUAGUCCACAUGGAACCCUGGACCCUAGUUCUCCAUACACUAUGGUGUCACCAAGUGGACGAGCAGGGAACUGGCCAGGGUCUCCUCAAGUGUCUGGCCCCUCACCAGCAACACGCAUGCCUGGGAUGUCACCAGCCAACCCAUCACUACAUUCUCCAGUUCCAGAUGCUUCUCAUUCCCCUCGAGCUGGAACAAGUUCCCAAACGAUGCCCACAAACAUGCCUCCGCCUCGUAAACUACCUCAGCGCUCCUGGGCGGCCUCCAUCCCUACCAUCCUCACUCACAGUGCCUUGAAUAUUUUACUGCUGCCCUCUCCAACGCCAGGCCUCGUGCCCGGCCUAGCAGGUAGUUACCUUUGUUCUCCGCUUGAGAGAUUCCUUGGAUCCGUCAUCAUGAGACGACACCUUCAAAGAAUUAUUCAACAAGAAACGCUACAGCUGAUAAAUUCCAAUGAACCUGGAGUGAUCAUGUUUAAGACUGAUGCGCUGAAAUGCAGAGUAGCCCUUAGUCCCAAAACCAACCAAACACUUCAGCUAAAAGUGACACCCGAAAAUGCAGGACAGUGGAAACCUGAUGAACUUCAAGUUUUAGAGAAAUUCUUUGAAACAAGAGUUGCAGGACCGCCAUUUAAAGCCAAUACAUUAAUAGCUUUCACCAAGCUGUUAGGAGCUCCUACACACAUCCUCAGGGACUGUGUGCAUAUUAUGAAGCUAGAGUUGUUUCCUGACCAGGCAACACAGCUAAAAUGGAACGUUCAGUUUUGCCUGACGAUCCCUCCCAGUGCACCGCCAAUUGCACCUCCUGGGACACCUGCUGUGGUGCUGAAAUCCAAAAUGCUAUUUUUUCUUCAGCUAACUCAGAAAACAUCGGUCCCUCCCCAAGAACCUGUUAGUAUUAUAGUUCCAAUCAUUUAUGACAUGGCUUCAGGUACCACCCAGCAGGCAGACAUUCCCAGACAGCAGAACUCUUCUGUUGCUGCUCCCAUGAUGGUCAGCAACAUUCUGAAGAGGUUUGCAGAGAUGAACCCACCACGACAAGGUGAAUGCACAAUAUUUGCAGCUGUUCGUGAUUUAAUGGCUAAUCUUACACUGCCCCCUGGUGGGCGUCCAUAGACACUAUUGUUUUUAAACCAGGAAGGCUGACAAAAGAGACAAAACAACACACAAAAAAAUCUGAAUUCAGCCUUCAGUUUAAAAAAGCAAAAGGACUUUUUUGACUUUAAGAGCUGAAUAUUCUAAAGUGGCAAAAUUUUUCAGGGUGUACUUCUUUCAUCAAAAAGACCAUCAAUCUUUUGUAUAGUGAACUUGUAUAGUGUGUUUAAAUGGGACACAUUUCAAACUAGGUAAUACGUCAGUGUCCGUUUGCCAGUAAUAGAUUUAAUAUUCUGUUUUAUACUAUAAAGUUAU